CAAGCUGACGAGACCGCUAAACGUUUCGAAAAUAUUGAUUUGGAUCAUGUCAUUGUGUCACCGUUUGAUCGAACUCUCGAAACAGCGACGAGGAUUCUGAAAAAUCGUAAUAUUCCGAUAGAAGUGGAACCAGGACUGGUGGAGGGCCUGUACAUGUGCGAGGAUCCUCCAGGCUACGAAAGUCUUGAAGUUUUGAAGCAAAAAUAUCCACUCAUCGACACAUCGUAUAAAUCAGUUAUGCCGUGGAAAUUACCACGUGAGGGUUACGGUGACGAUGCAUGUACUGGACGCGUGGCAAAAACUUUAGACGGUCUAGCGCAACGAUAUCCCGGUAAUGCUUAUCGCAAUUCCCGCAAAACGUUAAUGUUGGUUUCACACGGUGCUCCAAUAGGCGCAAUUCAUGAAAUUCUAUGUGGAAGCUGGAAGUACGUCGGUCAAGCUACUGUAUCGAAAUUCGUCGAGGUGCAACCAGGAAAAUUCAAAAAAGAAUUGAGCAGUGAUUCAUCGCAUUUGAGUGAUCAAUCGAAUUUGAGGCCUUGGUGA
Molecule: messenger RNA, 543 nt
Organism: Anisakis simplex (herring worm)
Lineage: Eukaryota; Metazoa; Nematoda; Chromadorea; Rhabditida; Anisakidae
Source: the annotation of a GenBank genome assembly